Messenger RNA from Gadus morhua (Atlantic cod), 2223 nucleotides. RefSeq names its product E3 ubiquitin-protein ligase RNF126. The record is from RefSeq and is a predicted model, not a curated record. The transcript is spliced from 9 exons. Gene Ontology annotation, molecular function: ubiquitin protein ligase activity. Gene Ontology annotation, cellular component: cytoplasm. The coding region runs from base 213 to 1154 and encodes 313 amino acids. Gene Ontology annotation, biological process: protein ubiquitination. Lineage: Eukaryota; Metazoa; Chordata; Actinopteri; Gadiformes; Gadidae.
GUGAGCACAAUAACAAAACCGGGAGGGUUACAUUUUUGCAGCAUAUUUUCACGGACCCUUACAUUACUAAUUCUAACCUGGUUGGAUCAGUAAAUGAAAUUGCGAUUUGAUGGUACAAAUUGUUUAUAUACGAGCAUUGAGCGUUUAUUUGGCUGCAUAUUGUCCCUUUUGAAGACCCGUAGACAAUUCCUGAAACUGGUUUCCGUUUAAAAAUGGCGGAAGCACCUCCAUGGCCCUGCAGGUUUUUCUGUCAUAUAUGCUCAGCAGAGAUUAGUCCUCGUCUACCAGAUUACACAUGCCCACGAUGUGAGUCAGGCUUUAUUGAAGAACUAUUGGGGGAGAGGAGUGCAGACAACGGCUCCGCGCCCUCCAUUUCCACUGGGGACCAGAACCAGCAGCCAUUUCAGAAUGUGGACCACCAGCACAUGUUUACAUUCCCAUCCGGUUACGGCCAGUUUGCUCUGGGGGUCUUUGACGACGGCUUCGAUACGGGAGCCGGCCUCGGAGCGGAGGACAACCGGGACGCGGAAAACCGCCAGGAAAGGGAGAUGGGUUCACGGCAGCGAUACGGUGCUAGGCAACCGAGGGGUCGUCAUGGCGCCCGGCGGCAACCUGGGAGGCAUGAGGGCGUGCCGACUUUAGAGGGAAUCAUCCAGCAGCUUGUGAACGGAAUAAUUGCACCGACUGCAAUGCCAAAUAUAGGAAUUGGACCCUGGGGUGUAUUGCACUCAAAUCCUAUGGAUUAUGCCUGGGGGGCCAACGGACUAGAUGCUAUAAUAACACAGUUGUUGAACCAAUUUGAGAACACGGGACCACCACCUGCAGACAUCGAUAAGAUAAAGAGCCUCCCCACAGUACAGGUCACAGAGGAACACGUCGCAUUAUCUCUAGAAUGUCCGGUGUGUAAAGAAGAUUACAGUGUUGGAGAAAAUGUCAGACAGCUUCCAUGCAAUCAUAUGUUCCACAAUGAUUGCAUAAUACCCUGGCUUGAGCAGCAUGACACUUGUCCGGUGUGCCGGAAAAGCUUGAGCGGUCAAAACACGGCCACAAACCCUCCAGACCUAUCAGGAAUGAACUUUACCGGCCCAUCCGCCUCCUCCACGCCUUCAUCUGCGAGCUCAACGAGCAACGAGCCGCCUGCAGAUCAAUUGUAAAACACAAAAAAGAAACACUCGACCAUCACGCCUACUGAGCCCUUCAACACUUUUAGGCAGUCUCACACCUCUCUCUGGGUCGUUGUGCUCAAUGGCGACCCCUUGACCUCAGCAGUGCCCCUUCCUAGUCUAAGAUGGAGGAAUUGACCAGAACGUUUUCCUCCUGAAAGGCACUCAAUCAAAGAUCGAGGCAGGAGCAGUGUGGUACUCCUGGCCAUCAGGACCGGGCUCCCAGGGAGCAGCUUGGAUUGUGUUGGGCUUCCUGCCUGGUAGGACAAUUAUCCCACGGUGGAUUGAACUAGACCAGGGAAAAAUGUAUAAAUCCAAAGUAGGAGAAAUUGUCAUGUGAGGACAAACCUUCUGUUAUUUCCCUUUAGAGUGGUUGACUUGACAGAGGCAUUUAUUUUCUAUAGCCUUCAUAUCAGAACUUAAACUAAAUGAUCUGUUUAAGGUUUGGGAAACGCAUUCAAGUUCAGUCUUUUUGUUUAUAAGACGUCAAAAUAUCUGUUCUCCCAGCAAAUUUUAAUCCCCUUAAUGAUUUCAGCUUUCAACUGUGGUUUAGUUAAUGUUAGUUUAGCAGUGGAUGGUUACAUAUUUUUUGCACUCGUAUGAUGUGAAUCUAUGCAGUGACUUUGUUCGAUUUGAAUAAUGAUCACUGAUACUCAUAAUAAAUAGCCACUUAUAAAGGGAUGUUUUUAUUCAUAGUAUGUUAUUCAGGGCCCAAAUGCGUCUCUGCAUUUGCCUUUUUUAACUUGAAUUUGAGCAGAAAUCUCCUGAUGACAAUUUGUCUACAGAUUAUGUGUAAAAGAAUAAAUGCACAAAAUGAUCUGAUGUGUUGGUGUAUGUAUGUGGGUGCUAUCACUCAACGUCAAUGACUUGUCUUACUGCGUGACCUUUAGUGAAAAGUCUACUAAACGUUGGUAGCUGGAGUGAAAACAUUGGCCUGGUAACCAUUUUAUAUUUUCUAACGCUGCACUUCUGACCAAUAAAUCGUAGUUAUUAGUUAAUUACUAGGGCAACUAAUAUGCCUUCUUAAAUGGAUGGGAUUUUUAAAGGUGUAUUUAAAAAG